Hemibagrus wyckioides is the source of this 5044-nucleotide messenger RNA. It is a transcript of the gene loxl4, whose product is annotated as lysyl oxidase-like 4. The transcript is spliced from 15 exons. Gene Ontology annotation, molecular function: copper ion binding; protein-lysine 6-oxidase activity. Bases 104 to 2464 code for a protein of 786 amino acids. Lineage: Eukaryota; Metazoa; Chordata; Actinopteri; Siluriformes; Bagridae. Gene Ontology annotation, biological process: peptidyl-lysine oxidation. Gene Ontology annotation, cellular component: membrane. The record is from RefSeq and is a predicted model, not a curated record.
AGGACCUCUUCUCAGUAGUGCACUCCUUCCUUCAUUCACAUUCCCUGAUCAGGGACGCAUGUGACUCUAGUGUGGCUUCAAGGAGUGCUGUGUCGACACUAAUAUGGGCCUGGCUGUCUGUCUCUGUUUGAGCUCCCUGUUCCUUGUAGCUGUUCUUGCAGUCCCACGUCGGACACCACCUGCCAAAGUGCGUUUGGCAGGAGUCGGGCGCAGAGACAACGAAGGCCGCAUUGAGGUGCUGCACAACAGUACAUGGGGAACUGUGUGCGAUGACGAGGUUGACAUUAAACUGGCAAAUGUGGUUUGUAAAGAACUGGGCUUUCGGGGGGCCAUCACAUGGGCACACAGUGCCAGAUAUGGAGAAGGAGAUGGGCCUAUUUGGAUGGAUAAUGUGCGCUGUGAUGGUUCAGAGAAAUCACUGAAAGAGUGCAAGUCAAACGGAUGGGGCAUCCACGACUGCAAGCACUCAGAGGACCUUGGGGUAGUGUGUAAUCCCGAGAGAAGGCUGGACCAAGUGGUUUCUGGAGGGCCUAGACGAAGCCCUCCCACUAGAAGCAAUGUUACCACCUCAAACCGGUGGCAUGACAUCUACUCUAAUUCAAGGGCCCCCUGGCAGGGUCAAUUAUCCAGACCCCAGUUUCAUGAUACGACUACCAGUAAAGUGAGGAUUCAGGAAGUCCGUUUGCGACCGGUUUUGACGGCUACGAAGAAACGUGCCCUAGUGACACAGGGUGUGGUGGAAGUGAAGCAUGCUGGGAGAUGGAGGCAGGUGUGUGACAAAGGCUGGAGUAUGAACAGCAGCAGGGUGGUCUGUGGCAUGCUGGGAUUCCCUGAUGCUGUGAAGCCCAACAUGAAGGCUUACAAAAAAAUAUGGGAUGAAAAGGUUAAGGAUCCAUCUACCAGGCUGAGUUUUAUGGCCAAGAAGAAGAGUUUUUGGGUGGAGAAAGUGCAUUGCUUUGGUACAGAGCCUGGCCUGACAGAGUGUCGUGCACAACUCUCCAUUCCCCAUAGUUCUACCCCAUGUAAAAAUGGACGCUAUGCAGUUGUCCACUGCAAACCAGGACCGCAAUUUUCACGCAUGUCCUCAGGCAGGCCUCAAGCCCCAUAUCCUAUCAAGCCGGCAGUACGUUUGAAGUCAGGACCUCGCUUGGGUGAAGGCAGGGUGGAAGUUCUGCGUGAAGGAAAGUGGGGAACUGUAGUUGAUCAUCUUUGGAAUCGUGUCUCUGCCAGUGUGGUGUGCAGAGAACUGGGUUUUGGUACUGCUAAAGAAGCCCCUACAGGAGCCUACAUGGGCCAAGGAACUGGGCCUAUCCAUAUGAACUCAGUGCAAUGUACAGGAAGUGAGCGCUCCAUCUUGGAUUGCAAUUUCCAACCAGUCCAGCCCUGGACUUUCAAACACACCCAAGAUGCAUCUGUCAGAUGUAAUGUUCCCAAGACAGGCUUGGAGACCACAGUGCGUUUAGUAGGGGGCAGAGACGUAGCAGAAGGCCGUGUGGAAGUGCUCAUGGAGGUUGGGGGCAGGAAGCGGUGGGGAGCAGUGUGCAGUGAGAACUGGGGCAUUAAUGAGGCAAUGGUAGUGUGCAGACAGCUGGGCUUUGGCUUUGCUGCACGCGCCCAUCAGGACACAUAUUACUGGCCCGGAGACCAAAAUGCCCAGGAAGUGGUGCUGAGUGGGACUCACUGUGUGGGCACUGAACUGUCCAUUCAGCAAUGCCGCAAAAACAGCAAUGUAUACUGUCCUCGUGGAGGAGGAUCCAGAGCAGCAGGAGUCACCUGCUCAGAAAUUGCCCCUGACCUGGUGGUGGAUGCACAACUGGUGCAGGAGUCAGCGUAUCUAGAGGAUCGACCACUUCACCUGCUCACCUGUGCCCAUGAGGAGAACUGCCUGUCUUCUUCAGCUAGCCGCAUGAACUGGCCUUAUGGUCACCGGCGUCUGCUGCGUUUCUCCUCCCGCAUCAUGAACCUGGGGAGAGCUGACUUCAGGCCCAAAGCUUCACGAGAAUCCUGGACAUGGCACCAAUGUCACAGGCACUACCACAGCAUUGAAGUGUUUACACACUAUGACCUUCUCACACUCAAUGGAACCAGAGUGGCAGAAGGACACAAAGCCAGCUUCUGUCUGGAGGACACGUAUUGUCCUGAAGGACUCCAGAAACGCUUUUCAUGUUACAACUAUGGAGAUCAAGGAAUUUCUGUGGGCUGUUGGGAUACAUAUCGUCAUGAUAUUGACUGCCAAUGGGUUGAUAUCACUGAUGUCAGGCCAGGAGAUUAUAUCUUUCAGGUGGAAGUGAAUCCGUCACUGGAUAUGGCUGAGUCAGACUUCAUGAAUAAUGUAAUGCGCUGUAGGUGCAGAUAUGAUGGUCACAGAAUCUACAUGUAUGGCUGUCAUGCAGGAGAUGCCUACAGUGCUGAGAUCGAAGACUUGUUCGAACACCAGCGUCAGAUCACUAAUAAUUUCCUCUGAGCCGUGUGCAGACAAUACCUGCUGUGACCAGUUACACUAUGGACUUUGAAAAAAAUAUCAGCUCUUUAUUAUUUUUCCUGCUGGGGGAGAAACAAAAUCAAAAAAAGUCAGAAUGCAUUGAUAAGUGGAGAUGUAGUAACUGUUUAUUUAACACCUCAGUGCUAAACAAUUACUGAAAAUGACUAAUAGAGCAGCCGAUUUAUUUAUAUUCACUGAUAAUUUUAUUGAAUGGUGGUGAAUGGGAGUCAAAAUGAUAUAUCAAGCUGUAAGAUAUAUAUCUUUGGAUUACUGUACUUAGGUCUAGACAUCUAUUAUCUGAAAAUAUUAACUGCAUCUUAUUUACUGAGUUCCAGCACAGUGAAUUUUAUUACACUACAUUCAUUAAUAUUCUUUGAGUGUUGCACUUUAUUUAUUGACCAUCAGUAUUCUCACAGACAUUGCCCAAUCAUCACCAUGGGGUCAGUUUAGUGGUCUCUGUUAAUUAUUUUGUUUAUUUGUUGUUUUAUUCAGUAUUUACCCCCUUCAUAUAUUUUUUCAUUUCUUUUCAUUCUUUCUUUCCAUCAAGCUAAUGAAUUUGGGAAGUUCCUGAAGUGGUUAUACCUUAUAAUAGACAUUGUACAGUAGAAAACUGCAAAUUUAUUUAUUUAAUGCUUUGUUAUGCUCAUUUUUAUAUUUGAAUGGAGGACAGGUUAUUUUAUUAAUCUUUAAAAUACACAUGUAUGAUUUGUAGUUAUUGUUUUAAUUCAGAAACAUCUUGAACUAUAUGCUAAACCUCAACCUAUCAGAAGCCUGAAGCGUAAGAACUAGUGCAAGUUGUAUGGUAAACAAUGUAAAGCUUUACUUACGGGAAUUGCAUAUGGUCAUGUUUAUGAAGCUAAGAAAAACAAAAUGUUUUAUGGUGCAGAGGUUUAAUAUCACAGCAAUUCAAUAUAAUAUAGAAUAUCUUUGGUCUUUUCUUUAUUCGGCCUAAAAAUCAGCCUUAAAGUCGAGCAACUGGCUUGUAAAUGUAUUAACUGAUGGAGAAACCAUCUAUAUUGAUGAGUAUUGUAUUAUUAUAAUCAAUCUUUAGCCUGUUUAUUACCUCAGUAACUUCCCUUUGAUGACAUUUACUAGCAGCCACUAACUAUACAGACAUUUUAGACCAUAAAUUGUACAUCUCAAUGGCAUUUUUUCCCUUAAAAUCUUGUACAUUUAAGUGACCUUUUCACCAGCUUACACAAAUUGCUUCUUUGAUACACUUUUACCAUAUACUGUAGUUAUCAUGUUUUAAAAGGUGCCAAAUGACUCACUGUUAUUUUCUUAAUGUAUUGAAUACUCUAGGAUUCUGGAGACAUCAUUUUUACAUGUUUACUUACACAUGCUUUUAUAAUGUACUCUGUAACAUUUUAUUCUACACUUGAUAUUUAUUUAGAAGCCCUCAUCACACAAUACUGUAUUCCCACUAUAAGGAAGCUGUAUGACUUGAUGCUAUUUGAUCCUCAGUUUACACUUUUCUUGAAACCCAAUUUCUGUCUAAACUCAGCUCAGUGUAACUAAUGCUCUUUAUCCCAUGCUCUCUCAGGGAUGAACCGUGUGUGUCGUUGGUUUUGUUCAAUAUUCUAGACAAAUGUUUGAUCAGAUUAAAGGUUCUAAAGCAUACUGGAAGAAUUAGAAAUCAAUAGUCCAAGCCAUUUCAGAUGCUGUUGAUCCUGGGUACUGAUUUCUUUCUUUCUUUCUCUCUCUCUCUCUCUCUCUCUCUCUCUCUCUCUCUCUCUCUCUCUCUCUCUCUCCCACCCCCCCCCAUCUUUUUUUUUGUUACUUAGUCAUAAAGGUGGCUUCUCACUGGUUGGCGGUCAUUGCACUACUGUUAAAGUUCAUGCAAAGACUGUGUUCUAAUGUGAAUGGAAAUAACUAAUCAGGUGCAAGUCAGCUAAAUGAAUAAAUGAUCAAUAAAUAGGAGUAUGUUUUUAACCAAAAUGUAUGUUCCUAUUACAUCAUAGUGGUAAACACAAAGCAACAAAAGACACUAUGUACUGUAUGUAUUAUCUUUACAUAUAUUUGGUGUAUUAUUUUAUAAUAUUUUAUAAUUUUGCCAUCAUUUUGGAAAAAUGUAUUCAUGUAAAUAUAAUUGUUUAAUUGUCUGAAAUAUUUGCUGCCUCCAUUAAUGUAGUAGAACAGGACGUUUAUUUUAAGGGCACAGCUGAGAAAACUUUCUAAUGAGUGGGUGGAUUUGAGUUGCUGGUUUACACACUGCUGUGGCGCUUAUCACCCAGCAUCAACAUGCAGGACUGCUAGCAAACUGACACCCACUGUGUUCUCAUUUUACUCUUGCAAACCAAAAGUAUGUCCUGUUUCCAAACAUGUUUGCAUAUGGAAUGCCAAAUUCUCUCCACCCUGCCCUCACUCGACAGAUAAAAAAGUUACAAGGACUACAUGACCAUAGACAAAGCAAAUAAACACAUGGGAGAGAUAAAACAUAUUGCAGGUCUAUUUUUCACAACUCCAAGUUGCUCUUUAGUAAAUCACAUUUUUCUCAUAUGAAUAUGAAAACAAAGAUUUUCCACAAAAACACCUUUUUCUAAUUCCAUCCUAUGAGAGUAC